CAUCAUUUCAAUUUGUGUGCUCGUCCAUAAAUAACAACACAUUUCGCGUAAUUAUAAUUAUCAUCGUCGCUGCCAACCAAUAAAUAACACACAAAAAAUCGCUCCUGCUCAAUACAAUCCGAAUCUUGUUAGAGCAUAAUACAUAAUACGUGUAACGCAUUCAGAUUAACAGACAAACUACGUCAAUUAGCACAUUUUCAAUAAUAGUUUAUUGGAUUUUUGUCGCAGUUUUGGUUUUUGUUCUUUUUGAAUUGAAAAGAGUGUACAAUUCAAGCGAGUAAAAAACAGUGAUUUGAAACGUUGUCAAUAAAGUUCAUAGUUAGCAAGCAAUUGAACCAAGGAAUCAGCAUAUUUGUGAUAUUGCUGGGAGUUACCCGUAAAAAAAGUGUCAUAUUUUUGAAUUAAUUUUUUUUGUUUAGAAACAAAACUGUCGAUUUCAACAUGAAAGUGAUUAUCUUUGCAACAUUAUUAGCUGUGUGUAACUGUGCAAAGUUAGACAACACAUAUUUGCCACCACAAGAUGCACAAAGCUCAGGCGGAAAUUUUGGUUUGGCGCCACCAGAUCAAAGUAAUGGAAAUGGUAAUAAUGGAUUCAAUGGAAAUGGAAAUGGAAACGGUGUACCACAACAAGGCUUCGGCGGCGGUAACCAACAGCCACAAGAAUCGCAACAACCACCAAUUGCAAUUUUAUCCUACGAAAAUGAACCAAACUAUGGCGAUGGCAGCUACAAAUACUCUUAUGAAACGGAGAACGGCAUCAAAGCUGAGGAACAAGGCGAAGUGAAAAACAAAGGCACUGACAAUGAAAUUCAAUCGGUUCGAGGCUCAUACAGUUACACUGGACCAGACGGUGUCUUAUAUACUGUAACAUAUAUUGCUGAUGAAAAUGGUUUCCAACCGCAAGGAGCACAUAUUCCAACCCCAUCACCAGCCAUUCAACAAGCAAUCGCUGAACAACAAGCUGCUGCUGCUGCUGGCCAAAAUGGUAAUAACGGAAAUGGCAAUGGAAAUGGCAAUGGAAAUGGCAAUGGAAAUGGAAAUGGCAAUGGAUACAAUCCACAAAACGAUUUUGCUCCAAAUGGAAAUGGCAACGGUAAUGGCAAUGGAUACAACUACCAACCACCACCACAAAAUGAUUUCGCCGGCAAUGGUAACAAUAAUGGAAAUAAUGGAUUCAAUGGUUAUCCAAGCAAUCGACCACAAAAUGAUUUCCAACCAGCUCCCUCAUAUAAUAACCCAAACAACCAAUACAUACCUCCACAAAACGAUGCACCUCAACCUCAACCACAACCUCAACGACCAAACAACCAAUACAUUCCGCCAGCUCAAAAUGGUAAUCGUCCAAAUGGAAAUGGCAACGGCAACUUCAACCCACAAAGCGGAUAUAGAUACUAAGAACAACACGCUGCUUUUCAACAAACAAAUAAAAUCAAUGUGCUAACACGGUCGGCAAGUGAAACAAAAAAUGAAUUAAAGAGACAAUACACAACUCCUUCAGGCUAUACGUUCGAUUUCCCUCCAAUACGUUACCAUAAGUCUAUAAGUUUUAUCUUUCUUUUUCUUCUUCAUCUUAUUUUCCUUCUUUCAUCCUUAUCUUUUAAGCGCGCGACUAUUGCCAGUGAAAUUAUUUUUUAACUAAAGAAAAUCCAUAAGCAAUUUCAACUAAAGAACAAAUAGAAAAAAACAUAUGUUCGAGCAAAAACUAUAUAGUACACUGAUAAAAUACUCAUUGAAAAUACAUUUUUGAUAUUUAAUUGACAGAGUGAUGUAGCGUGAUGAGCUAAAUUAAAAAAAUUGUUAACCAGAGUGAUGAUUGACAUUGGAAUUUCAACAACAUUAUAUUGUACAUAAUCUCAAUCUAAAUCACAAUCACUCAUAAAUAAUUAAAACCAAUUUGAUUUAAAAAAAAACCAUUUCGUUACACAUUGUUGACACUAAUCAUUUAAUCAA
Molecule: messenger RNA, 1950 nt
Organism: Contarinia nasturtii (swede midge)
Lineage: Eukaryota; Metazoa; Arthropoda; Insecta; Diptera; Cecidomyiidae
Product: pupal cuticle protein 20-like
Exons: 7
Coding region: 442-1395 (317 amino acids)
Cellular component (GO): chitin-based extracellular matrix
Molecular function (GO): structural constituent of chitin-based larval cuticle
Source: RefSeq, a predicted model, not a curated record